Penicillium argentinense is the source of this 1065-nucleotide messenger RNA. RefSeq names its product replication factor C subunit 5. Gene Ontology annotation, biological process: DNA repair; DNA-templated DNA replication. Lineage: Eukaryota; Fungi; Ascomycota; Eurotiomycetes; Eurotiales; Aspergillaceae. Gene Ontology annotation, cellular component: nucleus; Rad17 RFC-like complex; Elg1 RFC-like complex. The record is from RefSeq and is a predicted model, not a curated record. The transcript is spliced from 6 exons. Gene Ontology annotation, molecular function: DNA clamp loader activity; DNA binding; ATP hydrolysis activity. The coding region runs from base 1 to 1065 and encodes 354 amino acids.
AUGGCGCUCCUCGUCGAUAAGCUGCGUCCGCGGACGCUUGAUUCGCUUUCAUAUCACCCCGAGCUCUCAGACCGCCUGCGGUCUUUGGCCCAGAGCGGAGAUUUCCCUCAUCUUUUGGUCUAUGGUCCAUCUGGCGCGGGCAAAAAGACGCGCAUUAUCGCUACUCUGAAAGAACUGUACGGCCCGGGUGUGGAAAAGAUCAAGAUCGACGCCCGAGUUUUCCAAACCACCAGCAACCGCAAACUAGAAUUUAACAUCGUCUCUUCCGUCUACCACCUCGAGAUUACUCCCGCCGAUGUCGGAAACUACGACCGAGUCGUUAUCCAGGAAUUACUCAAAGAAGUGGCUCAGACGCAGCAGGUGGAUCUGUCAGCGAAACAGCGGUUCAAGGUGGUCGUGAUUAACGAAGCCGAUCACCUCACGCGCGAUGCCCAGGCCGCGCUGAGAAGAACAAUGGAGAAAUAUAGUCCUAACCUCCGCUUGAUUCUUUUGGCCAACAGCACAUCCAACAUUAUUGCUCCGAUUCGGUCGAGGACUUUGCUGGUCAGGGUUGCUGCACCUUCCGAAAACGAUAUCUGCUCUGCACUACGGAUUGCUGCGAAGAAAGAGGGCUGGACUGAAGUUGAUGGAUUGAACAAGCGAAUUGCGAAGGAGAGUGGACGUAAUCUACGUCGGGCACUUCUCAUGUUUGAGUCCAUCUACGCGCAGAAUGAGAAAGUCACAGAAAAGACUUUGAUUCCGCCCCCGGAUUGGGAGGCUGUGAUUCAAGUGACAGCCGAUGACAUUCUGGCAGAUCGGUCACCCGCUCGUCUGUUGGAGGUGCGCACCCGCCUCUAUGACCUUUUGACUCACUGCAUUCCCCCGAGUACUAUCCUCAAGACUUUGACUUUCAAGCUUGUCGCGCGUGUCGACGAUGCUCUCAAGCCUGAUGUGAUUAAGUGGUCUGCUUUCUAUGAACACCGAAUUAAGCUGGGAAGUAAAGUAAUCUUCCACCUCGAAGCCUUCGUGGCCAAAUUCAUGCGCAUCUAUGAAAGUUACUUGAUGGGAAUGGGCAUCGAUCUCUGA